Molecule: messenger RNA, 935 nt
Organism: Pelagomonas calceolata
Lineage: Eukaryota; Pelagophyceae; Pelagomonadales; Pelagomonadaceae
Source: the annotation of a GenBank genome assembly
AUGGUCAAACAAAAGACGAUCGAAGACCCGAACAAGGAGAUCUGGCUCCUCCGCGUCCCGUCGAGCAUCUCACUCGAUGCGGUCAACAACCUCCCGAUCGCGAAGGAGCAGGGCAACGUCGGUGAUGUUGUAGCGAGGGCGCCGGGCGCGGCCCGAGACCACGGCGGGCCCGUGGGCCGCGCCUUCGGCGGCGACAUCGUGAUUCGGGAGGAGUCCGCGCUCGCGGACGACAUGCGGCCCCUCGUGAAGACGCGGAGCGGCUCUUUGAGGUGUGCGGGCGUGCCCGUAUCAAGGCAAUUAUCAUUAGCGGUGGAGCACGACCCGGCCACGACGGAAAUGGACGCCGCGAAAUACGUCCCUAGCAUCGUCGCACCGGCCGUCGAGAGCGUCUGGUCCCAGGAUCCGAUCGGCGAGGAAUUGCUCGGCAAGGACUUCGCCGAGAAGACGGGCUACGUGCACCCGAUCUGGUCGCGGGCUGUGUGGAGAUCAAAUUUCGGACGCCCCCCGCCAUCGACGGGACGUCGCCCUGGUAAUGGCAUCUGCUCGAUGGCGUGGAGUUUCUACGCCAUCGACGCGACGUCGUCCAAAUAACUGCGGCAGAUCGAUGACGUGGAGUAACCUAACUCACUGGUUGAUUUCCACACAGGUCGCGGAGUGCCUACAACGGCAAGCUCCAGCCGCGGGACAUCAGGGCGCGCUUCUUUCCCAACGCCACGCGCGAGCCGCGCGACGGCUCCGCGCCGCCGGGCGUCGUGACUUCCGCGCCGACGAAGAAGCGGAAGAGCGAUGCGACGGGUUCCGAGAAGAAAAAGAAGAAAAAGAAGAGGUCCAAGGGCGACGCGGGCGACGCGCUGUCGCCGACUGGUUCCGAAAAGAAGAAGAAGAAAAAGAAGAAGAAGUCGCCCACCGGUGGGGAAUAAAACUUGUUAAAAUUA